AUGACUAUUAAGUUGGUGGUGGGUGAGUGUAUUUUAAAUGUCGUUAGCGCGUACGCGCCGCAAGCAGGCUUGGAUGAGGAAAUUAAAAGGCACUUUUGGGAGGGGUUGGAUAACAUCGUUCGUAGUGUUCCGCCUUCCCAGAGGUUAUUCAUAGGAGGAGAUUUCAAUGGUCAUAUUGGGUCGUCUGCAGGUGGUUAUAUUGAGGUGCAUGGCGGCUUCGAUUUCGGGGAGCGGAACAGAGGGGGCACUUCGAUGUUGGACUUUGCCAAGGCAUUUGAUCUAGUGAUAGCGAACUCAAGUUUUCCGAAGCGCGAAGAGCAUUUGGUUACUUACCAAAGUUCGGUGGCGAAGACUCAAAUUGACUAUCUCCUCCUCAGGAGAUGCGAUAGAAGGUUGUGCGAGGAUUGCAAGGUUAUCCCAGGUGAGACCCUCGCAGCGCAGCAUAGGCUUUUGGUGAUGGACAUUGGUAUUAAUGAUAAGGAGGAAGAAGAGGCUAUUGUCCAAGGUAAAGUGGAAGCAAAGAAGGCGGCUUACCUACGGUUAGUAGGGAGCAUUGGUGAGGAGGAGAGGAGAGAGAAUAGUGAGAGGUAUAAGGUAGCUAGGAAGGAGGCGAAGAUGGCAGUCACGGAGGCUAAGACUGCAGCUUUUGCUCGUCUGUAUGAGGAACCAGGGAACAAAGGCGGGGAGAAGAAGUUAUUCUGA
Messenger RNA from Nicotiana attenuata, 702 nucleotides. Its product is annotated as craniofacial development protein 2-like. NCBI's taxonomy places the organism in Eukaryota, Viridiplantae, Streptophyta, Magnoliopsida, Solanales, Solanaceae. Gene Ontology annotation, cellular component: nucleus. Gene Ontology annotation, biological process: chromatin remodeling. The record is from RefSeq and is a predicted model, not a curated record. The transcript has 2 exons. The coding region runs from base 1 to 702 and encodes 233 amino acids.